Molecule: messenger RNA, 3427 nt
Organism: Manis javanica (Malayan pangolin)
Lineage: Eukaryota; Metazoa; Chordata; Mammalia; Pholidota; Manidae
Gene: HAPLN4
Product: hyaluronan and proteoglycan link protein 4
Biological process (GO): glial cell differentiation; positive regulation of neuroblast proliferation; central nervous system development
Cellular component (GO): perineuronal net; synapse
Molecular function (GO): hyaluronic acid binding
Source: RefSeq, a predicted model, not a curated record
CUCCUCCCCUUGCAGGCAGACGCCAGGAUUGCGCCCCCUGAAAGGACCUGCCCAGUCCUUCCCGGGUGUGCGGGGAGCGCAGUCCCAGCUCGUGGGGGCCCCUCGGAGGGGGCCGCACGGGCAGGAUGGUGUGCGCUCGGACGGCCCUCGGUCCCGGCGGGCUCUGGGCCGCGGCCUGCGGAGUCCUGCUGCUCGCGGUCCCCGUGGGGGCGCAGCGCGGCCGAAAGAAGGUAGUGCACGUGCUCGAGGGUGAGUCUGGCUCCGUAGUGGUACAGACCGCACCGGGGCAGGUGGUCAGCCACAGGGGUGGCACCAUCGUCUUGCCCUGCCGCUACCACUACGAGGCAGCUGCCCAGGGCCAUGACAGCGUUCGCCUCAAGUGGACCAAAGUGGUGGACCCGCUGGCCUUUGCCGACGUCUUCGUGGCGCUGGGCCCCCAGCACCGGGCAUUCGGCAGCUACCGCGGCAGAGCAGAGCUGCAGGGCGACGGGCCGGGGGAUGCUUCCCUGGUUCUCCGCAACGUGACACUGCAGGAUUAUGGACGAUAUGAGUGUGAGGUCACCAAUGAGCUGGAGGAUGACACAGGAAUGGUCAAGUUGGACCUGGAAGGCGUGGUCUUCCCAUACCACCCCCGUGGAGGCCGCUACAAGCUGACCUUCACCGAAGCGCAGCGCGCGUGCGCUGAGCAGGACGGUAUUCUGGCGUCGGCUGAGCAGCUGCACGCGGCCUGGCGCGAUGGCCUGGACUGGUGCAAUGCGGGCUGGCUGCGCGACGGCUCCGUGCAGUACCCGGUGAGCCAGCCCCGGGAGCCCUGCGGAGGCCUAGGCGGGGCCGGGAGCGCCGGGAUGGGCGGCAGUGCCUCCGGGGGCGUGCGCAACUACGGCUACCGCCACAACGCGGAGGAACGCUACGACGCCUUCUGCUUCACAUCCAACCUCCCGGGCCGCGUGUUCUUCUUGAAGCCACUGCGGCCCGUGCCCUUUUCGGGAGCUGCGCGCGCGUGUGCAGCGCGCGGCGCGGCGGUGGCCAAGGUGGGGCAGCUCUUUGCCGCGUGGAAGCUGCAGCUGCUGGACCGCUGCACCGCGGGCUGGCUGGCCGACGGGAGCGCGCGCUACCCCAUCGUGAACCCGCGCGCGCGCUGCGGCGGUCGCCGGCCCGGCGUGCGCAGCCUUGGCUUUCCCGACACCGCGCGCCGCCUCUUCGGCGUCUACUGCUACCGUGCGCCCGGAGCGCCUGACCCCGCACCCGGCGGCUGGGGCUGGGGCUGGGCAGGAGGCGGUGGCUGGGCUGGAGGGGCGCGCGACCCAGCCGCCUGGACGCCGCUACGCGUCUAGGCCCAGAGCGAAGGCGGCUGGGGCGCUUGGCGGCUGGCCGAGUGCCCUGCGGUCUCUUGGAGACAGAACACGCCCCCUGAGGUCCCCAGAAACUGGUCAUUCCCACAGACAAGUCCCUCGGAGUCCCCCGGAGACCGACUAAGCCCUACCUCUCCUGGACAGUGGGUUUCCCCUCCUCCCCCGACUUAAUCCAGGAGGUGGGGCACACCCUUGAGGACACCUGGAGGGAAGCAGACCUUAAGACUGGCCAUGCCUUCCUGAGGUCACCUGGAAACAGACGGAACCAUCGCCGUGGUCGCCUGGAGGCUGGACCCCCGGGGUUGUCUGGGGACUGGCCACAUGCCCUUUGCCCCUGAAGACUGAAGACUGAUCCCUUAUGGUCACCUGGGUACUGAACCCUCCUGUCACCUGUAGAAAAACCAGAAACCUCAGAAUUCAUCAGGUGACCACACACGUGGUCUCAGGGAGACUGUGGGCUCCUGUCCUCUCCCCUAUGGAGACCUAGAGAUUGGGUACUCCCAUUCUUCCCGCCCCCUCCAGUCCCCGGAAAUUUCCACAACAGGCCACGUCUUCAGGACACCAGGAGAACGGCCCCACCCCUUCAGUUUCAGGGGAGACCACCCUUGUCUGUCACCGCUACAGCAGACUGACACCCCCCAGCUGGCUCGCAUAACUGGCGGCCAUGCCCCACCCCUCAGGUAUCUCUCUGACGGGAGCAAAUCCGCCCCCUGACGGCCCCUUUCCUGGCUGUCACCAAAGAGACCGUCCUCUCGGCCCAGGGACCCAUACGAUCCAUGUCACUUACUGUGGAGACAAGCUGCCCCACUUCCCAUUGUUACCAAGGCGACCGGCCCAGCUUCUGUCACCUAGAGGCACACAGCCCUUCCCUCCUCAUUGGUCACACCCAUAAGAAUAUUGCCUCCCUUCUCCAGCUGUAACCAUGGAAACCAAACGUUUCUCAUCUCACCAGCCCCCACCUCAGAGACCUACAACUCGACUUCAGGCCGUCCCCGCCCUGAUCAACCGCCACUGAGACCAUCCUCCCUGCAAGCUGUCCCAUCAUUGGUUUUCCUGCCCUCACCAUGGAAACAGGCUGCCCCUCUCUCCCCAGGUGUAUCCCAGCUCCUUGUCCCCCCGCCAAGCCAUACCCCCAAGCUCCUUGGACCCCAACAGUUGUUGCCAUGGAGACCAAACUCUGGUGUCUGAGGUAACAGAACACCUGUCCCAAGGCUUUCCCUUGUGGGCAGGGCUCUUCCCGCCAAACUGUCACCAUGGAGACUGUCAAUGUCAUCCCCAUGAAACCGACCAAGCAGCUCCCAGAAACUUCUUUCCAUGGGGCGGAACUGCGCCCCAUAGGGCUUCAUGUCUGCCCCUUCACCAGAUGGGCCCAGUGCCCAGCAGCCUCCCCAGACCCCGCUGGACUUCCGGAGCUGCUGGACAUCCUCCGUUUGCACGCUAAGUAUAUUCCAGACAGCAGCUGUGCACGAGACACCUUUGCAACACCCAGGUGUUUUCAUUGCCUCCGUGCAGGUGAACAAACAGGCUCCGGCAUGCCCUUGCCUUUUGAGCUGUGAAAGCAACUGGACUCCCCUUUUCCUAAGAUCACAUCCUCAUUUUCAUUGAGCUCCUCCUUUCCUAACUCCCCACAGCAUCAGCCCCCCAAUGCCCCUCGCCACAAUUUCCCUCCUUAGAGAUGCAGGAGAGAGAAAGUCUGCAAACCUGGAAAUCCAUCCUGAGCUCCAGAUUCUAAGGGGCAAUUACAGCUAAGAAGUGAGGACCCAGCCAGAGUCCCCAGUGUUGGGAGCCAGCUUGGGAGAGAUGGCCCGUGCACGUGGUCACCCCGAUGAUGGGAGACCCAAGCUCCGAGAUCUUGCCUGGAGUAGCACUGGGGUCCCUCCUGAAGCCUUCCUUAAGCCAUCCAUCUUGAGGAAACACAUCUGUGGGUCUUGAAAGCAGAUAGGCUUGGGUUUGAAUCCUGCCUCUGUUGACCAAGUGACAAAAGACCUGAGCCUGUUUCCUCCUCCUCUGUACCCGGACUGUUCUAAGUGAGUGCAAAGCAUACAGCAGGGGCUCAAUAAAUCUUUCUUUCUUUA